UGCGUGAAAGUAUGGAAGGUGUGGCCGUGCCCAAGCACAAAUGCAUGGAGAGUCCUUGGUACAGCAGUUGAGCAUACUCUUGGAAGUGCUGGAUGCGGUGAGGUGCAUCGUGCGGUGAUCACCCCUGCAAUGCGAACGUACAUCGGAGACAUGGAUGAAACUGGUUUGGCGCCGCGGCACAUUUGGUCAGGGCUGCGUCGCUACAGCGAAGCUCCGCCGCUGAACGGGGUGCCUACGUAUGAACAGGUCGCUCGAUGCGUCAAAAGCUUGCGAGCGAAGCAUGGAGAGCGAAACACGGUUCAAUCGCUGCAGAAAUUG
Molecule: messenger RNA, 318 nt
Organism: Phytophthora sojae
Lineage: Eukaryota; Oomycota; Peronosporomycetes; Peronosporales; Peronosporaceae
Exons: 1
Source: RefSeq, a predicted model, not a curated record